Capronia epimyces CBS 606.96 is the source of this 1134-nucleotide messenger RNA. RefSeq lists its product as uncharacterized. The coding region runs from base 1 to 1134 and encodes 377 amino acids. Lineage: Eukaryota; Fungi; Ascomycota; Eurotiomycetes; Chaetothyriales; Herpotrichiellaceae. Gene Ontology annotation, biological process: rRNA base methylation. The record is from RefSeq and is a predicted model, not a curated record. The transcript is spliced from 2 exons. Gene Ontology annotation, cellular component: cytoplasm. Gene Ontology annotation, molecular function: rRNA (uridine-N3-)-methyltransferase activity.
AUGGGAAAGGCCAAACGACAUGCACGAAAGCAUUCAAAUCAUCAUGACAAUCCCAAAUCCACCAAGACGGCAGUGACCAGAAGACAACACAGCCAAAGAGCACCGCAUUCAACAAAGAAAGCGGUAUCAUCACGUGAGAAGGGUGGCCCGGCAAAGGCUCGUUUGAAGGUGCCUUUUGCAAGGUGGGAUCACGUUCUUCUUGUUGGUGAAGGCGACUUCUCUUUCUCCCUGUCUCUUAUGCGCCAUCAUAGAGUUGGAGAGAUAACCACAACAUGCUAUGACUCGAGGGAGGCCCUUGAGAGCAAAUAUCCCAAUGUGCCGAAGACUAUACAACAGCUUCAGGGGACAGCUGGACUGUGUGCGACACAGCCAGAUUGCUCCCAGUCUAGAGUUGAUGAACAGCAGGCACAUGAGGACCAAUGGGAAGGGUUUUCUCCAUCACCACCCCAUUCGGCAGCCACUCUAGACUGUCAGGGCAGGAAAGGGGAUUUAGUUCAUAUCCUUUACGGCAUCGAUGCGACCAAGCUGUCCUCGGCACACAAGAAGGCUCUGCGGCCGUAUUCGCCGUUUACAAAGAUUGUGUUCAAUUUUCCCCAUGUUGGUGGUCUGAGCACCGAUGUCAACAGGCAAGUCCGCUACAAUCAAGAGCUUCUCGUUGGCUUCUUCAAGUCAGCGAAAGCGCUGUUAUCCUCUCCGCCUAAUCCAGCACGAGUGACGAAGCCACCGGACGAUGAUUCUUCUGACUUCAAUGACGACUCGAAUGCUUCUGACGAUGAGCGUCCACAACCCGGGGCUGUCUACGGCCAAAUACUUGUCACGCUAUUUGAGGGGGAACCAUACACGCUCUGGAAUAUCCGGGAUCUUGCUCGGCAUUGUGGGUUGAAGGUUGUGGAAAGCUUCAAGUUUCCGUGGGCUGCAUACCCGGGCUAUCAGCAUGCGAGGACGGUUGGAGAUAUCGUGUCUGGCAAAGACCGCAGUGACGAGGGGAAAAGGAAGGGCGCUUGGAGGGGAGAAGAGCGAGAUGCAAGAUGUUAUGUCCUAGCAGAACAGGGUGCGGAAGCGGACGUUCUACUUUCACAGAAACAGAAGAAGAAUCAACGGAAGCACAGCGAUGAAGAGGAGGAUAGUGAUUGA